Molecule: messenger RNA, 516 nt
Organism: Dibothriocephalus latus
Lineage: Eukaryota; Metazoa; Platyhelminthes; Cestoda; Diphyllobothriidea; Diphyllobothriidae
Source: the annotation of a GenBank genome assembly
AAGGUUCACGAUUACGCCGUAACUUUAGAAUUCUCCGAACAAGUGGACGCUGAUAAAGCCAAAGAUAUUUCGACAGACAGGGUCAUUACCUACCGGAUUCCCAAAAAGGAGGCCAAAACCUGGACCUAUUUCCUCAAAAACAAGACGAAACCACACUGGUUGAAAGUAGACUUUGCUCACUGGGUUGAUGUGGAUGAUUCGGACUCCGAGGCGGAGGGCUUCGGCGGAGAUGGCCGAAAUUUCCAAGACAUGCUUUCCAUGAUGGGCAAUAACAAAGAUUUCGAAGACGACGAAAAUGAUGCUGAUGUGGAUUCUGAUGACGAAGACCUUCCCGACUUAGAUGAGCCUUCGAAGGUUGCAAACGGUGAUUCCGCUCCCGUCGUAGAAUCUUCGGACGCACCGGCGAAGGAUGCCGCUCCAGUUGCGAAGUCGACGGACUCAUCGGCCAAGGAUGCCGACUCUGCUAAAGCACAAUCGAAAGAGGAGGCCGCUUCUGUCGCAGCAGCCGAGGCAUAA